This is a messenger RNA of Rhinocladiella mackenziei CBS 650.93, 735 nucleotides long. RefSeq lists its product as uncharacterized. Gene Ontology annotation, molecular function: transmembrane transporter activity. Gene Ontology annotation, biological process: transmembrane transport. The coding region runs from base 1 to 735 and encodes 244 amino acids. The transcript is spliced from 2 exons. Lineage: Eukaryota; Fungi; Ascomycota; Eurotiomycetes; Chaetothyriales; Herpotrichiellaceae. The record is from RefSeq and is a predicted model, not a curated record. Gene Ontology annotation, cellular component: membrane.
AUGAAUUUCAUCGUCCAAGGUGCAUUGACAAUUGGCGUCGCCAUUCUUGGAUGGUUUUGGAUCGUCGAUUUCCCGAUCCGCAAAGCUAAGUUCCUCAGUGCAGAUGAAGUCCGCGUGGUCAAGUAUCGUCUUCUUCGAGAACGGGGCUCUUCCGAAGGCGAAAAUGUGACGUGGCGUGCAGUCCAAAUUGUAGGUCUCGAUUGGCGUGUAUGGACUCUUUCGUUCGUCCACGCAAGGGGCGCCGCAGGAACAUCUGGUCUGUUACUGUUUCUCCCCAUCGUUCUUCGAAAGGGCCUCGGAUAUUCGCAGACCAUGUCUUAUUUGCUUGCUGCACCGCCCUCCGCCGUGGCAGCCAUCUUCGCCUUCGCGGUAACUUUAAUCUCGGAUCGGUAUCGUAUUCGAGGCCCAUUUGUUGUUCUAGAAGGCGCCUUCACAAUUAUUGGUCUCUGCAUCAUUGGGUUCUUGGACAAUCCUGCGCCACGAUACGCGGGAUCAUUCCUAGGUUCAUGCGGCACAAAUGCCUUGAUCGUCACGGCAGCCGCCUGGGGACUGGAGGAGACGGCUUCCUCUUCCUUGUUGAGGCCUUCUUUCGAUAUCAAAUUUCAUACUAGUGAAACGAAAAGGACUCGCCCAAUUUUAUCCCGGUCUCGUGGCAUGCUGUACCCUUGUCGCGUGGUCAGUCUUGACGUCUAUCAUCACCAUUCCACUUUUAAUCCGCGCAAAUCGACAGGCUGA